Molecule: messenger RNA, 1076 nt
Organism: Episyrphus balteatus (marmalade hoverfly)
Lineage: Eukaryota; Metazoa; Arthropoda; Insecta; Diptera; Syrphidae
Product: tetraspanin-9
Exons: 6
Coding region: 39-881 (280 amino acids)
Cellular component (GO): membrane
Source: RefSeq, a predicted model, not a curated record
AAAGGGAUACAAAAAAAACAAAAUAACUGGAAUAAAAAAUGGGAAACUCCGGAUACACAUGCAUACGACGGACAUUCUGUUGGAUGAACAUCAUAUUGUGGAUAUGCAGUUGUGCCUUCCUCGGUGCCGGUCUAUGGCUAAGAUUAUCAUAUCAAGGCUAUGCCACAUUAUUACCAGAUCAUGAAGCUUUAAGUGCGGAAUCAUUAUUUAUUGCUGUGGGAGUGUGUGGUUUUGUUGUAUCGUUUUUUGGAUGCUGUGGAUCAUGGUUCCAAUCACGUUGUCUACUUAUUACAUAUUUCGUUUUGAUUGUGUUUUUAUUCCUAAGCGAGUUCCUAAUCGGUUCAAUUGCAUUCCUAUUUCGUGGUGGAUUAAGUAGAACAUUAGCUAAUGAAUUGAGAUUUGGCAUUGAGAAGCAUUAUAAUGCAACGGAUAGAGGAGGUUUGGCAGCACCAUCAGUGGCAGCGAUAUGGGAUACUAUGCAGCAAUCGUUUGAAUGUUGCGGUGUGACAUCAUACGAAGACUGGUAUGAUGUGCAAGCAUGGAGCGGCAAACGAUGGGUUCCAGAAUCCUGUUGUCGUCCAAAUUAUGAGCAAAUAGUUGAAGGAUCCGGCGAUGGUGGCCCAAGGGUUGAUUGUGGGAAAUCUGAAAAUCCAUUGCUGUGGUUUGACAAAGCCUGCGCCCAUUCACUACACGCAUGGAUAAUUGAAAGACUGCAUGUUGUUGGUACAGUUGCCUUGGUAAUAGCAUUUUUACAACUUUUCGGUUUAAUAACAUCAAUGUUGCUCUUCUGUACGGUAAAACAUAAACGAGAAUCACAAACAUACAAAUCAUAUUCCCCAUCAAUUGAUCCUGCGACAAGAACGAGUAGCUGGGAAGACUGAAGUGUAUUUUAAAUUUAAUUAAAAAAAAAAACGAAAAUAAAGGAAAAUUCACAUCGGUUUUCCCCAACCCCUCUUAUAUCUAAAGUGCUAAGCACUCUUUUUAUUAGCGGAGCUAUACUAUACAAAAACAAAAAAAAAUUAAAAAAAAAAAACACAAACUACGAAUUAAUUUAAAUAUUAAAUAUUUUUAUUAUU